Messenger RNA from Andrographis paniculata, 1142 nucleotides. Its product is annotated as PRA1 family protein B2-like. Gene Ontology annotation, cellular component: endoplasmic reticulum; Golgi apparatus. NCBI's taxonomy places the organism in Eukaryota, Viridiplantae, Streptophyta, Magnoliopsida, Lamiales, Acanthaceae. The transcript has a single exon. The record is from RefSeq and is a predicted model, not a curated record. Bases 14 to 802 code for a protein of 262 amino acids. Gene Ontology annotation, biological process: vesicle-mediated transport.
GCGGCCAUAGUGUAUGCUCUACUCUAAGCGAGUGGCCCAGUCUGUCCAGUCCAGUCCAGGUAAACCUCUAAAGCCGCUCGCUCUUGCUCCUUGCUCGGAGAAAAUUCAGGAAACCCAAGACCACGUCCAAACACAUCCGAUGGCUACCAUCUCCCCUUCCCCUGGUGUCCUCCCAGUCACCAAUUCCCAGGCCGCCGUCCCUUCCCCCGACGACCGACGCCUAUCGUCUGUCCGCGAUUUCUUAUCCGGCAUCUCCGAAACCGUCCGAUCCGGCCUCGCUAACCGCCGCCCUUGGCCCGAGCUCCUCGACCGCUCUGCCUUCUCCAAGCCCGAUUCCUUCUCCGAAGCCUGCCUCCGCCUACGCAAGAAUUACAACUACUUUCGCAUCAACUACGCCGUCCUCAUCUCCGCCGUCCUCGCCGUCUCGCUUUUAACAAACCCCCUCUCCCUCAUCUUCCUCGCCGCCCUCCUCGCCGCCUGGCUGUUCCUCUGCCUCUUCCGUCAGCCCUCUGAUCCCCCGCUCACCCUCUUCGGUCGUCAAUUCUCCGAUCGCGAAACCUUCUUCGGUUUGAUCCUCUCUACCAUCGUUAUCAUCUUCCUCACCAGCGUCGGAUCCGUUCUCGUCUCCGCCCUUGUGGUUGGAGUGGGGCUUGUCUCGUUGCACGGUGCUUUCCGGACUCCCGAAGAUCUUUUUCUCGAUGAGCAGGAACCGCAGGGAGGCGGCGUUUCAGGCUUGCUCUCUUUCUUGACUCCUGGUGCCCCUGAUGUUGCCCAGCCCCCGGUGGCUGCUGCUACGGUUUGAUGGUCGGUUUGGUUUCAUUGAUCCAUCCCCCACCCCAGCUUUACUAUGCUAGGAUGCUUGAGCGAGAAUCUAGAUUAGAUGUCCGCCCCAAUAAAAAUGUACACCGAUCUUUGAUCUAUAAAAGUUGGAGUUCUCUUUUGAGUUUGUGAAGAGUUUUUCAGUUUCCUACUACACUGUCGACUGGCGUUGCAUUAUAUGUUGAAAGGAAGAAGGAAGAGCAGUUUACACUCCCAUAACAUAAGCCGAUAGUAUACUAUCUACCUUGUGUUCGGCUUGCUGUUUAUUGUGGGAUUGUAUUUUUCAUAUUAUUAUUAUUGAAAAUUUAAUCAUGUCUGCCUAA